Messenger RNA from Didymodactylos carnosus, 780 nucleotides. Lineage: Eukaryota; Metazoa; Rotifera; Eurotatoria; Philodinida; Philodinidae. The record is from the annotation of a GenBank genome assembly.
AUGGAGGAGGAAACUCCAAACAGGAAAAGGGGGCGCUCCCAAUUUUCAGAAGGCCAGAGGCAGCAGACACAACAAGCAACAACCCCAAAAAAAGAAUUCAAAAUAGCACCAGUUAUCGUUAAAGGCAUUCCAAAUGUAAAUAAAAUACUAUUAAAUAAAAUUCUGAAAAAUAAAACGGCUUACACAAAAAUCGAGAACAUAUUCAAAAAUAAACAUAAUUUAUUUAUUAUCCAACCAUCAGAUACAAAAACAUAUAAUCAACUAUUAAUAGCUUUUCCGACGAAUUUAGUUCCAAGUGAAAAACAUGGUAUUCAAGUCUAUGCCCCAAGUAACAUCAAAUCAGUGUUGGAUACAGAAAAAGUUGCCUUUAUAAAACAUGUUGACCAAGAUUUUUCAGUUGACAAAAUCAAGCAUGCAUUAACAAUAAAUGGUUUUAAAUUUGACAAUGCUGAACGCAUUUAUGUUAGAAAAGAUAAUAAACCAACAAAAACAAUAAAAGUUAUUUUUGUUGAUAAAUUAAACUGUGAAACAUUUUUAAAAACCGGAUUAAAAAUUGAUUAUUUGCAUUAUGAUGCUGAACCGGCUAAACCAAAUACACAACCCGUACAGUGCUACAAAUGUUGUAAAUUUGGACAUCCAGCAAAAUAUUGCAAAAAUGUUGAAAUAUGUAAUAAAUGUAGUAGUCCACAUGCAGCAAACAUUUGUACAAGUACAGAUGUUAAAUGCAUAAAUUGUGGCGAACAACAUAUGCAACAUCAAAACAGUGUAAAGAAUAUUUAA